Molecule: messenger RNA, 3945 nt
Organism: Corylus avellana
Lineage: Eukaryota; Viridiplantae; Streptophyta; Magnoliopsida; Fagales; Betulaceae
Product: coiled-coil protein
Biological process (GO): endocytic recycling; retrograde transport, endosome to Golgi
Cellular component (GO): EARP complex
Molecular function (GO): SNARE binding
Source: RefSeq, a predicted model, not a curated record
UCCAAAGUCUACAAAGCAAUAAGUACUCAAAAACGAACGAAAAUUCCACCAAGGAGACCAGACCACAUUUCCUCUCAUCGCCACCGCCAUCUCAAAUCUCACUCCCAAACUCCCUCUUAUCCUCCGAUCCCGAACAAAGAAAACAACGACAAAAGAAAGCACUUCAAUUAGAUCUACGGCAAGACUCGAAAUCCAGAGACAAAAGCCUGCCCUUGUUUUUUUCUGAAAUGGGCUUUGAGCGGCUGGAUCUUGAUCUCGGGGAUUCGAGUUGAAAUGCAGCCGAAUCUGUUCCCGUUCGGCACCGUUUUGGGUAAUCCGCUCUUGUUCAAUGGGGAUUUGAGCGAGGGGUUCGAGAGCUCUAGGGUUUUCUUCUUGGUCCCGUUCUUGUUGUUCCAAGGAGGCGGAAUGGAUUUAUCCAAGGUUGGCGAGAAGAUUCUCAGUUCGGUCAGGUCCGCCAGAUCGCUUGGACUUCUUCCUUCUACUUCUGAUCGCCCCGAGGUUCCUGCUCGAGCAGCAGCAGCAGCAGCUGUUGCUCGUGCUCUUGCAGGACUGCCUCCACAUCAGAGGUUUAAUCUGCCAUCAAGUUCUGAAGGGCUGAGAUCGAUAUAUGGAAGCAUACCUCAUGGUCAAAUUGUUGAUGAGUUAGAGGAAGACUUCUAUGAAGAGGACUUCGAUCCGGUUAGGCAUGUUUUAGAACAUAUUCCAUCUGAUGAAAAUGAUCUAGCGUAUUUUGAGAAAGAGGCAGCUCUUAGAUUAGCACAACUGGAUAAAGUAGCAGAAAGUUUAUCCCGCCAUGUUAUGGAGCAUCAUGAAGUAAUGGUGAAGGGGAUGAAUCUGGUCAGGGAACUGGAGAAAGACUUGAAGAUUGCAAAUGUCAUCUGCAUGAAUGGAAGAAGGCAUCUAACCUCAUCUCAGAAUGAGGUUUCAAGGGACCUCAUUGUAAAUUCAAAUUCGAAAAAGAAACAAGCUCUUCUGGACAUGCUUCCAGUUUUAACUGAACUUCGUCAUGCACUUGACAUGCAAUCGGCACUUGAAUCACUUGUUGAGGAAGGAAAUUACUGCAAGGCAUUCCAAGUUCUAUCCGAGUAUUUGCAGCUCUUAGAUAGUUUUUCAGAGCUUUCAGCAGUACAAGAGAUGAGUCGUGGUGUGGAGGUUUGGCUGGGGAAAACUCUUCAGAAGCUGGAUUCACUUUUACUAGGAGUUUGCCAGGAGUUCAAAGAGGAGGGCUAUCUAACUGUGGUUGAUGCUUACGCACUAAUUGGGGAUGUAUCUGGUCUUGCUGAAAAGUUACAGAGCUUCUUUAUGCAGGAGGUUCUGUCAGAAACACACUCUGUAUUGAAGAAUAUUGUGCAAGAGGAUCAGGAAGUACACAUGCAAAAUACUAGACUUACCUACAGUGAUCUAUGCCUGCGGAUACCUGAAUCUAAGUUUAGGCAGUGUUUGUUAACUACACUAGCAGUCCUUUUUCGGUUGAUGUGUUCUUACUAUGAAAUUAUGGGCUUCCAACUGGAUGAUAAGGAUUCAGCAAGCCAAGAUUCAAAUACUAAGCUGAGAGAAAAAGACAUCCCUUGGAGUUCGGGAGAGGUUCAAGAAAUUGAUUCUGAUACAAGAUAUUCUUGCAAUUCCCUAGGAGAGAAUGGCUCUCUCUGUGAAUCUGCAUCUGCAGACAGAAUGCCUGGUUCAUCUAGGGAGGAAUCUACAACCACCAGCUGUUCAGUUGAGACCACUGGAACUACUGCUUUGGCUAGUUUAGAAUCUCGAAAUACAGCCGAGUCUAGGAAGGAUGAUGGUACAACAUCUAGUAGUGGAUCUCCAUGGUAUCAACUGCGGAAAGAUGCUACAGCAUUUGUUUCACAAACCCUUCAACGAGGACGCAAGAAUCUUUGGCAGCUGACAACUAGUCGUAUAUCUGUAUUGCUUUCUUCUGCUGCUGUUUGUUCAACUAGCAUUCACCAAUUUUUGAAGAAUUAUGAAGAUCUGAAUGUCUUCAUCUUGGCUGGGGAAGCCUUCUGUGGAGUUGAGGCGGUUGAGUUCAGGCAGAAGUUGAAGGUCGUAUGUGAAAACUAUUUUGUAGCAUUUCAUCGGCAAAAUAUUUAUGCACUUAAAAUGGUUUUGGAAAAGGAAAACUGGCUUCAAUUGCCACCAGAUACAGUACAAGUAAUUAGUUUUCCUGGGCUUCUUGGUGAUGGAGCACCCCUAAUAGUUCCAUCUAUUGGCAACUCUGGUAAUGCCAGGAUGUCUCCUUCUGAUAAAUCAGCAAGCUUAGUUGAUACCAGUGUGAAGAAGAGUGGAUUUUUACACUGGCUUAAAAGUGGAAACCCAUUUUUGCUAAAAAUUACGUACACUUCCAAAGAAGGUCAUACUUCUUCCCUACUUAAUGGGGCCACCUUCAGUGAAUUUGAUGGAAAUAUUAGUGACAAUUAUCAUGGUGACAAGUUCUCUACACGAAAGAGUGAUGUAAAUCAUAAGAACAGCUCUAAUUCUAUUUCCGAAGAUGAAAACGAAGACCUUCUUGCAGACUUUAUUGAUGAGGACAGUCAACUUCCUAGUCGAAUUUCCAAACCUAAUCUUCCAAAAAGUAACCCUUCAAAUUGGAAAGACGAUGAGAUUACAGCCCAAACGGGAUCCUCGAUUUGUCUUCUUAGGUCGAUGGAUAAAUAUGCAAGGCUUAUGCAGAAAUUAGAAAUAGUCAAUAUAGAGUUUUUCAAGGGGAUAUGCCAGUUGUUUGGGGUUUUUUUCUAUUUUGUAUUUGAAACAUUUGGUCAGCAAAACCCCAGUUCAAAUGGAAAAGGCUUAACUGAUUCUCUUAAUUAUCGACUAAAAACAGCCUUAUCCAGAAUUACACAAGAUUGUGACCAGUGGAUAAAACCCCAGUCCUCUUCAAGCACAUCCUUGAAUACAUCAUUUACGCAUGCGGAUGUUACACCUUCAAGUCCUCCUAGUACAAGUCAUGGUCACUUUCCAGGAACAUCUUCUGGUCUCAAGGAAAGAUGUGCAGGCGCUGAUACUUUAUCUCUUGUUGCUCGAAUAUUGCAUAGAUCUAAAGCUCAUCUCCAAUUGAUGCUUCUGCAAAAUAAUGCAACUGUAGUUGAAGAUUUUUAUGUUCACCUGGUGGAUGCUGUGCCAGUUCUUGUAGAGCACAUUCAUAGGACAACAGCUAAACUACUUCUCCACAUUAAUGGGUAUGUUGAUCGAAUUGCCAAUGCUAAAUGGGAAGUGAAAGAGCUUGGACUAGAGCAUAAUGGGUAUGUUGAUCUAUUGUUGGGCGAAUUCAAGCACUAUAAAACAAGACUCGCUCAUGGGGAAAUCAACAAAGAGGUGCAAUUCCUCCUCUUAGAAUAUGGACUUGAGAUUGUUGCGGAAACUCUCAUUGAAGGUCUAUCACGAGUGAAGCGGUGUACUGAUGAAGGGCGAGCUCUUAUGUCAUUGGAUCUUCAGGUUUUAAUUAAUGGUUUAGGACAUUUUGUCUCUGUAAAUGUGAAGCCCAAAUUACAGAUGGUAGAAACCUUCAUUAAGGCUUACUACCUACCUGAAACUGAAUUUGUACACUGGGCAUGGGCUCACCCAGAAUACAGUAAAAGUCAAAUUGUUGGGCUGAUCAACCUUGUUGCCUCAAUGAAAGGUUGGAAGAGGAAAAACAGGUUGGAUGUACUGGAAAAGAUCGAGUGAGCAGGGAUGGAAUUUUAGUUAACUCCAUUCUUUUUCUUUUUUUUUAAUGGUUCUUUGUACGAGUAAUGUAUUUUUGGAUGGUAUUCUGAUCUCAAUCCCUUCAUUAUUAUGUAGAGUAUAUUUUGAGGUUGUAUAUCUUCAGAUGUCCUAGUAUAUAUCUGAGCUUGUAAUAUAUGAUCAUCCCUUUUAAGGGAACAUCAAAUGUAAUUUUGGAUCACAUAAUAGGCGAAAUAAUGAGUUUAUAUGGAAAUAAUCAAAGUCCCGAUUCCACUUUCA